Molecule: messenger RNA, 336 nt
Organism: Iphiclides podalirius (scarce swallowtail)
Lineage: Eukaryota; Metazoa; Arthropoda; Insecta; Lepidoptera; Papilionidae
Source: the annotation of a GenBank genome assembly
AUGGCGUCGAAGUCGCUUCUGCUGGGCGCCAUCUUGCUUUUCUGUCUCGCGGCAUCGGUGAGCGGGAACGGAGAUCUGAUCGUCGGUUCCACGUACGGCAAGCAGCUGAUACACCACGAGAUCUUCCAUAAGAAGGCCAUACCGUUGCAGAAGCGAACGGAGGAGGUGGAGAUAAGGGCGCCGGGCAACAAGACGAUCCAAGCGGUCGUUGUCAAGGAUAUAAAGGGCAACGGCGAGAGUUACAUAAAGCGCGGCGGUGUCGGGAUGAGCAGCGUGACCUUGAAACUAAAGAGCGCGAGGGGCGAGGGCUACAGAUUCUCCGUAGACAUUUACGCG